CGGAGUGAGAAAAAAAGGACAUAACGAGAGGAGAAAAGAAAGGAGCUGUAAGGCCGUUCCUUGAAUAUUUCUUGCAGCACUGGACCUCGUGGAAUACUCAGAGUUACUUAAACACACUCUGCAGGUCUUUGCAAGUGCAUCCUCUAUAGAUGGAGACAUAGCACUGUAUUGCUUUAAUCCCUGUUGGCACGUGGGUUGCAGUUUAUAGAUGCAGUUAACAGGACCGGCUUAUUAUUCAUGUGAGACAAAGUGAGAGGAUGGGAGCCCUUCGCCUCUCUUUUGCUCUGUUCUUCCUCUCAUUCUCUCCCGCUCAAGCCCAAUGGUGGAAUUUCAUCUGGGCAAAACCUAAAACCACCACAAUCUCUAUGACUUCUCCCAUUCCUUCCUACAUCACUUCUCCAUCCAUCACCUCCCUGGGUUCUUCUGACAUCCCAGGGACAGCAGAAUGGAUGUUAAAGGAGGACGGGGUGACAGAGAAAGCCCCGGAGACAAGCACUCUGACAGAGGGGUCUGUACUGCCCCUCACACCCACCCCUGGAGUGGAAAUCUUUGGUCAAAGCACUGCAGUACCUGGGACUUUACCUCCAAAGGAGAAUGCAGGUGCUGGCAGCAAAGCUAGGGCCCAAUGCAAACCCCUGAAACACUGGAAAAGUGAGCGAGGCUCAGCAGGUCAUCUGGACCUGACGGAGUUAAUUGGCGUGCCCCUCCCUCCCUCCGUCUCCUUUACUCCUGGCCAUGAGGGUUUUCCAGCCUACAACCUCGGGCCUGAUGCCAACAUCGGUCGGCUCACCAAGACCUUCGUGCCAGGCUCAUUCUACAGAGACUUUGCCAUCAUUGUUACGGUGCGUCCAGCCUCUCAGAGAGGAGGGGUCCUCUUCGCCAUCACAGAUGCCCGUCAGAAGGUGGUGGAGCUGGGUUUGGCCCUCACUCCGGUACGGGGGGGCCUCCAGAGCAUCUUACUAUACUACACUGAUGAGGAACAAGCUUCACACAGCCAAAAAGCUGCUUCCUUUAGUGUCCCUGAUAUGACCGAGCAGUGGACACGAUUCACGGUGGUGGUGGAGCAAGAUGAGGUCCGUCUCUACAUGGACUGUGGCGAGGCAGAGAGGACGACAUUCCAUCGCAGACCAGAACGACUCAACUUCUCGCACAAUUCAGGAGUUUUCGUAGCUAAUGCAGGAGGCACGGGGCUCAACAAGUUUGUGGGAUCCAUUCAGCAGCUGGUGAUAAAAGAUGAUCCUAGAGCAGCUGAGGAGCAGUGUGAAGAUGAUGACCCUUAUGCCUCGGGAUUCACCAGUGGAGAUGAUGCAUUGGAUGACAGAGAGUCAGAGGAGGAAAUGAUGAAGAACACACACGAGAGAAAACAAGGCACAAAGAAGGAGGAGGACAGUGUUCCAGUCAGAGCUCCACCCACUGAGGCCCCGGAGAUGGAGCUGGAGGAGUUCUCCGGUCAGCAGACUACAACAGAGGCCACUAAAGACAUGCUGCUAAAAGGGCCACACAUGACACAGGAGCCAGGGGAGGGACCCAGAGAUGGUCAUGUCAUACAUGGGAUAAAAGGAGAGCGUGGAAGUCCUGGACCCAGAGGCCCACCUGGACACCCAGGCCCCAGCCAUCUACCUGGGCAAGCUCAACCUGGGCCGAGAGGGACACAAGGACCAGCCGGAGCCCCCGGGUCCCCAGGACAGCAAGGGAGAGACGGACAGGCGGGACACAAGGGUGAUAAG
Notothenia coriiceps (black rockcod) is the source of this 1727-nucleotide messenger RNA. RefSeq names its product collagen alpha-1(XV) chain-like. The record is from RefSeq and is a predicted model, not a curated record. The transcript has 10 exons. The annotation marks the transcript as partial. NCBI's taxonomy places the organism in Eukaryota, Metazoa, Chordata, Actinopteri, Perciformes, Nototheniidae.